Messenger RNA from Nyctereutes procyonoides (raccoon dog), 1420 nucleotides. It is a transcript of the gene RIPPLY1, whose product is annotated as ripply transcriptional repressor 1. The transcript has 5 exons. Gene Ontology annotation, biological process: embryonic pattern specification; negative regulation of transcription by RNA polymerase II. The coding region runs from base 297 to 860 and encodes 187 amino acids. NCBI's taxonomy places the organism in Eukaryota, Metazoa, Chordata, Mammalia, Carnivora, Canidae. Gene Ontology annotation, cellular component: nucleus. The record is from RefSeq and is a predicted model, not a curated record.
GAGGCCUUGGGGUCAGGGAUGGUUCUUCAGCAGUUUAGCAGCCAGGCAGAGACCUGCCUCCCCGCCACCACCCCCUCCCCACCCCAGCUCCUGGACUGGAGAGUAGGAGGGGGUGCUGAGCUCUGCAGUUUGGAAUCUGACCUGGGAGCCCUGAAAUGCUGCCCAUGCUUCUUUACCAGACUACUUACUGCUGAGGCCGGAGAGGAGACUCAGGUCCCCUCCAGCCCGAGCUGCCCUGAAUAAUUUAUGAGGCCAGGCAAGCCUUAUAAAAGGGUCUCCCAGGAAAGGCCAAAAGAAUGCAGGAGGUUCUGAGAAAUAAGAGCCCCUAUGACCUGUCUGGCCUCGACCCCCUAAGGAUGGACCCUUCCAUUCCCUCGGCUGCUGCCCCUGGCCUAUUAAGUCCACCACUGCUUGUCUCCUCUGGACAACAAGUAGGUGGCAGUGACAGAGGAGUGUGUCUUUGGAGGCCCUGGCUGUCCUCUGCAAGGGACCUACCACAGUGGUGGGGGAAGAAAGGCGUCGAGGCGGCCACUGGUGGGGCGACAGGUGCCAAAGUCAUAAAGGCUGCCUCUGAGUUCCAUCACCCUGUCAGGCUCUUCUGGCCUAAAUCCCGCUCCUUUGACUACCUGUACAGUGAUGGGGAGAUUUUACUGCAGAACUUUCCUAUCCAGGCAACGAUCAACCUAUAUGAGGACUCAGAUGACGAAGAGGAAGAAGAAGAAGAAGAAAAGGAGAGAGAAGAAGAGAAGAAAUUGGAGACAGAUGAAAGGGGGCUGGGAGAGCAUGUGAGGGGACCAUGGUCAGCACCACCCAGGGCCAUAGCUCAUCCUCCUUCCCCACUCGUGACAGGCCCAAACUGAACCGGUCAGAGUCUGAUUGGGGUUCAGUAUGACUGGCAAGGCUCUAGAGCAGCAAUUAGCCAGGAAUCUCCAGAUAUAGCCCUCUAGACUGUAAGUUGGGUCCUUGAGUCACCAGCAUACCCUGGCCAUAUUCAGUUGGCCUGUGGGCCCAGGCCUCUGGCAUCUCAUUGUCUGUGUUUCUGUCAUGUUGACAGUGUAAGGGUCCAAGAAGCUCUAGGGGAAGACCUGCUUUCUGAAGUUCCCAGGGAGCAGAUCAAGACAGCGCAUCCCCAUGCAGAGAGAAACACCUACUCUUCAGGGGUCUUUGAAUUCCUGGCAUUCCAGCUGGCCCCAUAGUCUGUCUCCCCAUAGAAAGCCUGACUUCUGGCUUCACCUCCAGGGAUUCCAACCUCAGAUCCAAGCAAAGUUAGGACACCUCAUUGAUGGGCCUUGCAGGAGAGGAAGGGGGCAUCUAGAAAAUCUGCUUGCUUUGGGGACCUCCCUCCAUUUUGCCUGCUAUCCACUGGGGUCUGUAUGUUGGUAUGAAUUGAAUCAGGAGAAAAUAAACUAGACAAUGUGUG